Molecule: messenger RNA, 2129 nt
Organism: Zea mays
Lineage: Eukaryota; Viridiplantae; Streptophyta; Magnoliopsida; Poales; Poaceae
Product: RING-H2 finger protein ATL72
Exons: 3
Coding region: 1058-1714 (218 amino acids)
Source: RefSeq, a predicted model, not a curated record
AGGGCAUAUUGUCAUAAUAGGAGGUCAGAUCAUCGAGUACACAGACAUGACACUAGUACAUCGACACCUCCGAACUUGACGUUUUAGGUAAGUUUUUGAGGAAAAAAAGUAGAUUUGUACGUCAUGUCGACGCGAACUGUAUCAAAAAGACUAACCCAACACAACAGAUCCGCAGUUGUUCACGAACACAGUGGGGGGUGGCAGUUCAUCAAAUGUUCAUAGUUCUACCAACCAGCUUCGUAUGUCGCCAGACGCCAACCGUCGUUUCGUUCUGGAAAAGAUCUUUGCAAGCUGAAAAGCCCGUGGAGCCCUGUCCCGCUCGCGUGGCGAGUGGCGACUGCCGAAUCUUGGACGAUUCCCCGGCGUGCACCUCAUGUCCUCGCCCUGCCACACCGCCGCGGCGGGCCCCGCGUGCAUCCCUACCCGUGCAGACUGGCUCCGGCCACGGCACCCAUCACAAGCCGUGGUCCGUCCAUGACAGCUGACCCCGCUGUGACGCCGGUCCCGCGCGUCAUACGUACGCAGUCGAAGCGAAGUUCCCUGGGCAAGGCUCAGUCGCCAGAGAAGAAGCAGCAGCAGCAGCCCAGCGGCAGAUCCCUGCUGUGCUGAGGCGCUGAGCUGCUGAGCUGAGGCGACUAGCGUCGCGCAGCGCAAGGCAGGCACCCCCACCCUCGCAAGUCACGCACAGGAGGAGACGAGACGAGGGAGAUACUUGUUUCUCCCAGGACCUCGCUCACCAACUCCGGGAAUCCGCCAACUCCCGCCGCCCGCCCCGGCCCGCCCCGCGCCGCGCCGCGGCGCAUCAUUCCUUGCCAGCGGCCCACGCAAAUCCCAAAUCCCAAACCCCGCGCCGAUGCCCACCAGCCCUCCGCUGCCCGACCCCAGCCGCCCGCCGCGCCGCUCUUAUUAUACGCCGCCCCGGCCGCAGCUGCUCGCUGCUUAAUCCGCUGCGGCUCGGUUCGCGUGCGCGUUUUUGGGAGAGGGCGGGGCGUUGGCUGUCAGCGGCUGGACUGGGUAGUGCGGCCGUGGCGGCGCCGCGAGGGAAGGGGCGGCGGAGAUGCUGGGGUCCGGGCUGAAUCUGGUGACCACGGUGAUCGGCUUCGGGAUGAGCGCCACCUUCAUCGUCUUCGUCUGCGCGCGCCUCAUCUGCGGCCGCGCUGCGCGGGCCGACGCCGACGCGGCCGCCGGCGCCGCGGCGCGGGCGCUGCCGCAGCCACCCGUGCCGUUCGACUUCGACGUCGAGUUCCGCAACGUCGCGGAUCUCGACCGCACGAUUGAACGCUCCCGCUGUGGGUUGGAUCCUUUUGCCGUUGCUGCAAUUCCUACAAUGGAUUAUAGUUCUGAGGCCUUCCAUUCAAAAGAUGAUGCCCAGUGCUCCAUAUGUUUAGGUGAAUACAGCGAUAAAGAGAUACUGCGUAUAAUGCCUACAUGCCAACACAACUUCCAUCUCGAAUGCAUAGAUGUAUGGUUGCAGAAACAGACUACCUGCCCAAUAUGCCGCGUCUCAUUGAAGGACCAGCCUGGCGCGAAACCUACAGCAUCCCCUCUCCGUACCCCACUCCCUCAGAUACUGGGACAUGCCGGCAGCCCAGUCAAUAGAUCGCCCCAUUGGAUACUCCCGAUCCAUCGCGAUCGUGCUGGAGGCAGACAGAACAGCCCAGCCUCGCAGGAAUCGUUGGAGGUGAUCAUCGAGAUCCAGCCACAGAGACAAUGAGGAGGGUACAAGGUUGAGACUGUGGUGAAGCUACUAUACUCCUGUCAGGCGUCAGAAGGAAUCCGGCGUUGCAGAAACCAUGCUAGCUGGCUGGGCUGUUCGUCCUGCAGCACGGUAGUUGGUUGGGGGUACAGGAACAGGACGGGCCUGGUGUGUAGCAGCAUUCUUUGUACAUUUCGAGCUGUAGCAUAGCGGUUCCCUUUCGCAGUCUCGGUACCUGCCUUUGGGCUUUUCUUUCUUUUUUUGAUGUAUUGUCAUUGUAUUCUGUAAAGAAAUGGUAAACUGUUCAGAUUUGGAGCUGCGGAGAUAUUUGCAGCGGCUCCGCCCGCCAAUUAAUUGCCGGUGCUCAAGGGAGCAUUUCGGCUCAUGAACGGGUAAAUAUGUUCUGUGAGGGGGCAUCGCCUUGUCACUGUCA